CAAUGUGCUUUUGAAGCUGCUGAUGCACCCGAUCUCUCUCUGAAUGAAGAUUGAAUUUCAGCCGGACUGAAACAUCCUGCCGUGUCAAUCAUCCGAUAGUAGAUGGGGAGGAUUUGAAGAAAGAAAUCUGAAACUUAAUGUCACGUCAAGAUUUGAAAUCACUCGAUUUGUCAGGAUCUGAAUGUCACGGACCUUUCACUGUGGAGGGAGAAAUGUUUCUCUGUUCUGUCUGCUUCAAAAGAUUUUAAACACAGGAUUGUGAUGCGCGCACACCCGAGUGAGAGUGUUUCAGUGCACCGACAAUGAAAACACUUUAACCAGCAAAAUGAUCUGAAAAAAAAUGUCAUAAUUCACAGCAGAGAGAGACAAUUCAUGUGCUUUGGGUGUGGCCAAGGCUUCAACUGAUUAUUGAACCUGGAGUGGGAAUGAGAUCGUACUCAGCAUGGAUAAACCCUGGAAGUGUGGGCAUUGUGGGAAGGGAUUCUAUUACCCAUCUGCUCUUGAGAUCCAUGAGCGCAGACACACUGGGGAGAGGCCGUUCACCUGUUUUGUGUGUGAGAAAGGAUUCAGUGCUAUCUCCAAUCUGCUGACACACCAGAAAGUUCAUGCUGUGGAGAGGCCACUCAACUCCAACAGUGGGAAGGGACUCGCGGAUACAUCCACCGCAGUCACACGCAAGCAAGUUCACACCCAGAAGAAGAUAUUCCCCUGCUCGGAUUGUGAGAAGGAAUUCACCAGUUCAGCCAAUCUGCUGAGACACAAGCGAGUUCACACUGGGGAGAGACCGUAUACUUGCUGUGAGUGUGGGAAAGGAUUUGCUCAGUCGUCUGGCUUGGUUAUUCACCAACGGAUUCACACUGGGGAGAGGCCGUUCGUCUGCUCUCAGUGUGGGAAGGGAUUCACUGAUUCGCACACCCUGUUGCAACACGAACGAGUUCACACCGGGGAGAGGCCUUUUGUCUGUUCUCAGUGUGGGAAGGGAUUCACACAGUUAUCCAACCUGCAAGCUCACCAGCGGGUUCACACUGGAGAGAGGCCAUUCACCUGCUCUCAGUGCGAAAAGGGAUUCACGCAUCUAUCCAGCCUACAAGUACAUCAGCGGGUUCACACUGGGGAGAGGCCGUUCACCUGCUCUCAGUGCGGGAAAGGGUUUUCUCGAUUAUCCAGCCUGCAGAAACACCAGCGAGUUCACACUGGGGAGAGGCCAUUCAUCUGCUCGCAGUGUGGGAAAGGAUUCACGCAGUUAUCCAACCUGCAGAGACACCAGCGAGUUCACACCCGGGAGAGAUCAUUCAGCUGCUGUCAGUGCGGGAAGGGAUUCACACAGUCAUUGCACCUGCAGGAACACCAGCGAAUUCACACUGGGGAGAGGCCGUUCAGCUGUACUCAGUGCGGGAAGGAAUUCACAUGUUCAUCCCGCCUGCAGAGACACCAGCGAGUUCACACCAGGGAGAGAUCUUUCAACUGCUCUGUGUGCGGGAGGGGAUUCACACAGUCAUCCCAUCUGCAAGCACACCAGCGAGUUCACACUGGAGAGAGGCCGUUCGCCUGCUCUCAGUGUGGGAAAGGAUUCACAUGUUCAUCCCACCUGCAGAGGCACCAGCGAGUUCACACCGGGGAGAAACUGUUCAGCUGCUCUCAGUGCGGGAAAGGAUUCUCUCAAUUAUCCAACCUACAAGCACACCAGCGAGUUCACACUGGGGAGAGGCCAUUCGCCUGCUCUCAGUGUGGGAAGGGAUUCUCUCACUUAUCCAACCUGCAGAGACACCAGCGAGUUCACACUGGGGAGAGACCAUUCACCUGCUCUCAAUGCGGGAAGGGAUUCACGCAGUUAUCCAGCCUGCAGAAACACCAGCGCGAUCACCACUGACUGCAUGGUGUGAACUGCUGUUAGUGCUGCUGCUCAUUCACGUUCAGGACUGAACCCUGGUUCGAUCUGCUAGUGGGUGAAGUGGGCGGCUCAGAGAGUUUCUUUCUGCUGAAAUGGCCAUCCUCACUGUUUCCAGUGAGGUGGAUGCUUCAAACUCCAUCUGAAUUGUUGAAUGAAAGGAAAGGUUGGAAGGUACAAGUUCUUCAGUUUGCAUUUCAUUUUCUCCAAUAGCAUGCCACAUUGGCAUGGAGACGGUCACGUUUGGAGGUUGUUUUGUUUAAUUGACGUGGGUGCUUCUCACAGAAGGUAUUUGGAGAUUUAUAAAUGUGGCAGCUCAUUUGGAAUUGCUGAGAGGAAAUGAAGCUGGAAAGUUUGCUGAGCUUGGAGCUGGAGGAAGAAAUCUCCAAUAAGGCUGUCAGUCAAAGGCACUGAGUCUUGUGUUGGCAGGAAACUGUCAUACAUUGGAGAUAUCAAUGAGGAGCAGGAAGGGCAUUCAGCCCUCGAGACUGCCUAACCAUGUGAUUAAGAUUGUGAUUAAUCUGUUUGUCAUCUCCACGCCAUGUUCCUGCCUGAACCCUUGAAGCUUUGCCCCAAGGUGGGCAAAAAAAUGGUGCCAACAAUGGAACUGAGGCAGUAGAACUGGUAUGUUCUCACUGUCAAAGGGUGGAACCUUUAAAGCAAAUUGCUGGAGAUCAAGGAGUAAAUCACUGUUGGGAAAAGCGGCUGGUUUUUCUUCAAGAAUUGUUGCACCAAAGAGAGAAGCUUCUAAGAAAGCCAUCCUUUCUACUGUAUUUACCAUGAGUGAAAAUAGAUGCGAGCAAUUCUGAAGCAUUUAUAUUUUCAGGGAAGUCACUCUGGAUGUCCAAGAAAGCCCCCAAAAAGUUUUCAUUUUAUGUUGCUGGCUCAACUGAAACAUUAUUAUGAAAAGCUUUGGACCAUUACCAAAAUGUUCAUUGUUUAAUUACAGGUUAUUGUGGGGAAAUGUAUGUGU
Chiloscyllium plagiosum (whitespotted bambooshark) is the source of this 2861-nucleotide messenger RNA. NCBI's taxonomy places the organism in Eukaryota, Metazoa, Chordata, Chondrichthyes, Orectolobiformes, Hemiscylliidae. The record is from RefSeq and is a predicted model, not a curated record.